AUAAAAGCCGGUUUCAUCCACUCGGUUUUGGUCAGUUGUGAGUAACAUCUAUUGCCGAACUUAUCACCAUGGACUUCUACUACUUUCCGGCCUCGGCUCCCUGCCGUUCCGUUAUGAUGACAGCCAAGGCUUUGGCAAUCGAUCUCAACAUGAAGCUACUGAAUCCCAUGGAGGGCGAGCAAAAUAAACCGGAGUUCCUGAAGAUUAAUCCCCAGCACACCAUUCCCACCUUGGUGGACGGCGACUUCUCCAUCUGGGAGUCGCGAGCUAUUUUGAUAUACCUGGUGGAGCAGUACGGCCAGGACGACUCCCUGUACCCGCAGGACCCCCAGAAGAAGGCGGUGGUUAAUCAGCGACUCUUCUUCGACAUGGGAACCUUGUUCGAUAGUUUCUUGGCGGCGAUCUACCCGCAGUUCAAGAAUAACCAACCGGCCGAUCCGGAGGCCAUGAAGAAGGUCGACAGCGCCUUCGGGCAUCUGAACACCUUCCUAGAGGAUCAGGACUACGUGGCCGGCGACACUCUCACCAUAGCCGACAUAGCCAUCCUGGCAUCCGUGUCCACCUUUGAGGUGGUGGACUACGAUUUCAGCCCCUUUCCCAAUGUGGUCAGGUGGUAUGAGAACGCCAAGGAGGUCACUCCCGGAUGGGACGAGAACUGGGAGGGCGUGCUCAUUAUCAAAAACUACAUUGAGAAGCAGCGUCAGAAGGAGUGAACUUAUCGAAGGCAAUAUUUAUUUGUUAAAAAGUAUUAAUGCCAUAUAUGGUUAUCAAAAUAUAGAAAUUCAGCGAGUAUAAGUUUGAUUUGGUUUUUUUCUAAUUAUCUUAUCUGAACAAUCAUUUUUCAUUAGAGCUUUAUGGUUUUCAUAAUAUUAUCUGGUUGUAAAAAGCUAUCUGUGGUUAAAUGUAAUCUCUAAUUAAAAAUUCAAUUAAAAUUAGGGAUUGUAUCCGUAUCUAUCUAUCUGUAA
Messenger RNA from Drosophila ananassae, 965 nucleotides. It is a transcript of the gene GstD8, whose product is annotated as glutathione S-transferase 1. The record is from RefSeq and is a predicted model, not a curated record. Lineage: Eukaryota; Metazoa; Arthropoda; Insecta; Diptera; Drosophilidae. Gene Ontology annotation, molecular function: glutathione transferase activity. The transcript has a single exon. The coding region runs from base 69 to 713 and encodes 214 amino acids. Gene Ontology annotation, biological process: glutathione metabolic process.